AUGUCGUCCAAGGAUGCUCGCCCACGGGCGACUGACACCAAGAAGGUGCACAUCGCCGACACCAAGAUGACUCGCCAGAACUGGUACAAGCACGUCAACUGGCUCAACGUCGUGCUCAUCCUGGGUGUUCCUCUCUCCGGAUGUAUCCAAGCUUUCUGGGUGCCAUUGCAGUUGAAGACUGCCAUCUGGGCUGUCAUCUACUACUUCUUCACGGGUCUGGGAAUCACAGCUGGAUACCAUCGUCUCUGGGCUCACUGCUCCUACUCUGCCACUCUUCCCCUGCGUAUCUGGCUCGCCGCUGUUGGCGGUGGUGCCGUCGAAGGCUCCAUCCGCUGGUGGGCUCGGGACCACCGCGCUCACCACCGAUACACCGACACCGACAAGGACCCCUACUCCGUGCGUAAGGGUCUCAUGUACUCUCACCUCGGCUGGAUGGUCAUGAAGCAGAACCCCAAGCGAAUUGGCCGCACCGACAUUAGCGAUCUGAACGAAGACCCCGUCGUCGUCUGGCAGCACCGCAACUACCUCAAGGUCGUCCUCUUCAUGGGUCUCAUCGUUCCCAUGCUGGUUUCCGGUCUCGGAUGGGGUGACUGGUACGGUGGCUUCGUGUAUGCCGGUAUCCUCCGUAUCUUCUUCGUCCAGCAGGCCACUUUCUGCGUCAACUCCCUCGCUCACUGGCUCGGUGACCAACCCUUCGAUGACCGCAACUCUCCUCGUGACCACGUUAUCACUGCUCUGGUCACCCUCGGUGAGGGCUACCACAACUUCCACCACGAGUUCCCCUCCGACUACCGCAACGCCAUCGAAUGGCACCAGUACGACCCCACCAAGUGGACCAUCUGGACCUGCAAGCAGCUCGGUCUCGCCUUCGACCUGAAGCAGUUCCGCUCCAACGAAAUCGAGAAGGGUCGCGUCCAGCAGCUGCAGAAGAAGAUCGACCAGAAGCGCGCCAAGCUCGACUGGGGUACUCCCCUUGACCAGCUUCCCGUUCUGGAAUGGGAUGACUAUGUCGAGCAGACCAAGAACGGCCGUGGUCUCAUCUCCAUUGCUGGUGUCGUUCACGACGUGACUGAUUUCAUCAAGGACCACCCUGGUGGCAAGGCCAUGAUCAAGUCUGGACUCGGCAAGGACGCCACUGCCAUGUUCAACGGUGGUGUCUACUACCACUCCAACGGAGCUCACAACUUGCUCUCCACCAUGCGUGUCGGUGUCAUCCGUGGCGGUGGUGAGGUUGAGAUCUGGAAGCGUGCUCAGAAGGAGAACUCCGAGUACGUUCGUGACGAGACUGGUCAGCGUAUCAUUCGUGCUGGUAUGCAGGUGACUAAGAUCCCUGAGCCCAUCCCCACUGCGGAUGCUGCUUGA
Penicillium brevicompactum is the source of this 1362-nucleotide messenger RNA. Its product is annotated as stearoyl-CoA 9-desaturase sdeA. Lineage: Eukaryota; Fungi; Ascomycota; Eurotiomycetes; Eurotiales; Aspergillaceae. Gene Ontology annotation, cellular component: endoplasmic reticulum membrane. Gene Ontology annotation, molecular function: heme binding; iron ion binding; stearoyl-CoA 9-desaturase activity. Bases 1 to 1362 code for a protein of 453 amino acids. The transcript is spliced from 2 exons. Gene Ontology annotation, biological process: unsaturated fatty acid biosynthetic process. The record is from RefSeq and is a predicted model, not a curated record.